Caretta caretta (loggerhead turtle) is the source of this 1715-nucleotide messenger RNA. Its product is annotated as neuritin-like. The record is from RefSeq and is a predicted model, not a curated record. Gene Ontology annotation, biological process: nervous system development; neuron projection extension. NCBI's taxonomy places the organism in Eukaryota, Metazoa, Chordata, Testudines, Cheloniidae. Gene Ontology annotation, cellular component: plasma membrane.
UGCAGGAUCAGGAAGAAGGGGGCUUCCCAUGGCUAGGUGUUAAGGUGGACUCCCCGCGGGGUACCCCAACCCCCUGGAAGCUGCCCUGGGGGGCGGGGGCAUCACACUGCAGGGACCGAGCGGCCAGGGGGAGAACCCCCGGGGAAAUGCAAAGGGCUUGAGAGGCGGCUGGAGCCGGGCGGGGCUCGGGGAAGCGGGAAGAGCGAUCGCGGAGUCUUCAGGACCAUGAACUGCCCUGGCAGCGGGGGGCUGCCGCUGACCCCGGGCACGGAGCCGCGCCGGAGCCCCUGAGGGGCGAGGCCGCCGGAGGAGGCGAUGGGCCAGAGGCUGGGCACGGUGCUGCUGCUCCUCCUCACGCUAGGGUAUUUGGUCAGCUCACUGGCCACAGAAACUAAAUGUGAAAACAUUUACCAAGGCUUCUCCAACUGUGUCUUAAAACUGGGCAAAAACAUGGCCAGCUACGAGGAGGACAACAGGGAUAAGGUGCAGGGGCUGAACACUGUUUGCGGGUAUUGGGAUGAAUUUCACAUGUGCACCAUGAUUGCUCUUUGGGAAUGCCAGAAGGAGGCAGCCAGUAUCUGGGAGACUUUGAAAAGGGAAUCUAGAAAAAUCAAAUUCCAAGGCAGCUUGUUUGAUCUCUGCAGUCCCAAUAGCUCCCAGAGCUUCAGUUUGACAAAUGUUUCAAAUUUUAUUGUCUUAAGCAUCUCUCUGAUGGUCACUUGGUUUAAUUUGUAAAUGGAGCAGCUCUGAAAGUAUUGGAAUGAAGAGGUAUUAUCAGUGUCAUAAGUGUAGUUAUGAUCAGAAAUGUAGUAUUUCCAAACCUUUGAGAAAUACUGUGUAUGGCGUUUGAUGGACACUUAAUUUUAUUAUUCCAGAUCUGUGAGCUUCAGAAGAGCUUGGCAGCAUCGCCUUGGUUGCACUGUCUCUAAGUAACUUACAUGAUUAAUCAUAAAUUCAGCACUUGCUAUAACUUGACAUUGUUCAACUGGAAGUGCACCCACAGCUCCAAAAGAUGGUGCAGAGUGCUGGAGGCUGUAGCCGGAGGGCCAAAGGACUGUGGAGAAAUUCAGGAUUAGUGCUAAAUACUAGAUUCUUUUGCAAUCUUUUCUAUCUAUAGUCACUGGAAGCGAAUCUGUUUAUUCAGCUGCCUGUUUCUGCCAGAUAAAUUCUUGAUGUUUUUUCAUCAAGAUGGGCGGGAGGAAGCAAUUGUUGGUGGUGUUUUUGAAAUGCAGGAAGAACGUACUGAGCCCGUCAAAGACAGGAAGGAUUCCUUGUCAUGUUGGUAGUAGAAUCCUCCCCUGGGAGGAUGGUGAAGCCUCCCCUUGCAGAACAAUCUCGGAUGGGUCUGUUUCUUGUGAGAUGCACCUGGCUACCUGAGUGACUCUUGCGGUAUGUGUAAAUCCCUUUCAUAAGGAAACAAGAGGGAAAAACGUAAUGGGGAAAAGGGGCAGGGUUGGGCUAGUGGCAAAGUAAAGAUUUCUAAUAACUCUUUUGCUUUAAAAGUAUCCCAGGAGGCACUGUGAGCAGCACUGUGACUGACUGUGUAAUUCAAGAAUAUCAAAUAAUAUCUAUUGUAUAACCUAAACCUGUCAAAUUGGAAAUCAUUUGUCCUGCUUUCUUGGUCUAUAGCACAGUCGCUCCCUGUCUCUUCUUGCGCAGCCCAGACAAUUGUUCAUGUCACGGCUUCAACACUGCCAUUAAAUAUAUUUUCAAUA